CGUGAAGGCAGUUAACCGGUUUUAGGUUUUUAAGUCACAGUUGAGUGUACAAAAUCGGAUCUACAGGUUGACUCGGGUGGAUUCCCGUGUGUAAAAUGCACACACAGCGAACAUUCCUGGCUUCGGAUAAAAACUCUAUUCCAGCAGCACUGUUCAGAAACCAUGUUAGUGCUGUGUUACAGGCAGAAUCGCUUAGGUUUCUGCCUGUUAGGAACUGCACUUAGUUUAGUCUUGUUUAUACAAUACAGCCAAAGAAACUGAAGGAGUAGCAGCAUGGGAAAUGACACUUUUUAAAAAUCUUUGGUGAAAAGCAUCUUCUUCCUCGUCAACCUGCAUUAGAUAUUAUUUGGAAAUAUGUGGGACUUAGAUCUUUUCUAACAAAAUGCUGGGAAAUGUUCACACUUGGUUAGUACCCGCCUUUUAUUUUUUAGGCAAUAGUUUAUAGGUGCCUAUUAAAUUACUCAUUCAUAUGAUAAAGGUUCUGUAAUAAAGUCAUUAAAGUGUAUAAAACUUUAUAGGAUUACUAAUCAGGAAUGCAUAUAUUAAGAGCCUCUUUAAAACAGUUGCCAGGACAGGUGACUAUAUAGAAACUUGGACCUUAACAGUAUAUUUGCUUAGGAUUUUCCCUCUUUUGUCUAGGUAAUAAGGAUACAUAAUUCUAGCUCUGCCCUACGUGCCUCCACACCUAGUAAUCUUACAAAUACCAACUUUCAUCACUAACUGAGGUAAAGCUAAACUCUUGUCAAACCAGAUGUUCUGCUGUAGAUGUUUUCCAGACUACAGGGGUGGCCCAAAAGAGGUGACAUUGCAUAGACAGUAGAUUCAUAGCUAAUAUAAGGGAAUUGCUUGGCCAUCAAUACCAAAAGGAAUCAUGAGCUCUGGAUGUUACUUUAGGAGUUUGAGAUAUGUGGAGGAAUUUAGUGAAUCAAAAGAGAACAAGAGAAGAAAUGAUUAGAACAAUGUACUCAUUAAUUUAAGCGUCUACUAGGAUAUAUGAAUACGUAUUCAUAAGUAUAUGAAUUAAAUUAAUGAGAGUUUUCUUUACCCUGAGAGAAUUUGCCAUGUAUUAGGGAAGACAUGCAAAAUAGUAAAAUUCAGGUUAAGUGACUGGCAUUAAGUGAAAUACCUUGCUCUUAGGCCUAGGUCUAGAAAUCUAAUGUUCUUGACACUGGAUUUCUAAGUAAAGGAGCUAUUUUAAAUGAUAAUUUUUGAACAUGAAUUUUUAGUUUAGGGUAACCAGAAAUCCUGUUAUUUACUGAGAAAGAAUUUAUCAAGUCAUUGUGCAUAAUAUCUACAUUUCUGGUCAAUAGGGAAAUAACUUUGGGGAUUGUAUCUUGGUAGAAAGAGGUAACAUUGUUAUUUUUAAUAAGGAAAAGAUUAAAAUAUUUAGAGGAAGUAAAUUAAAGACAUAGGAGUUAGCUGCAUUUAUUCCCCAUCUCACAUCAACAGAAAAAUAUUUUCAAGACUUAAUACAAAUGAAAACAUCUAGCUUGAGAUAUUAUACUGAAAUUAAGAAAUUAAAACUCAAUAAAGUGACUAGAAUGUAGUAUUCUUCCUCUUAUUGUUUGUUGAAUUAGAAAUUGCAGUCAAACAAUUAAAAAGCAUCCAAGAUGUUCCCAAAUCCUGUGUCUUCUGCCAAAAGAGGAUGGUUGCAAGGUGAAGACACCAAAAAUCAGUUACAUGAAGAAGCAUUAGUCCAGUUAAUAUUGGGGGUUAUGCUAUGCACCAGACAAAAGCUGUUCUAGGUGCUGGGAUACAGCAGUAAAAAAUAGACCUAAAACCAACCCUCCCUGCCUUGGAUUUCAUAUUCUAUGGGAGUCAGAUAAAAAUUAUAGUAAGUAAAAUAGUGCGUUGGUCAGAAGUGUUUGGAAAAAAAUUAGCAGAGGGGAAGUCGAGAUUUAUGUAGAUUUCUUCUAUGCUGUCUUGAAUUGGUGCAGGUCAGGAACUAGAAUUUUAGACUUGACUUUGCCCAAUUAGUUGUUCUUGGGUAAAUUGCCAUCUCAAUUUUCACAUAAGAUUAAUAGAUCAGAUAAUGGCUUUUAUUCAUCAUUUACUACAGUCAUUUAGCAGACACUCUUGCGCACUUUAGCUCAUUUACUCACAGCCACCUGAUGAGGUAUGUAGCCUUGCCCCAUUGGACACCAGCAAACUGAGGUUUAGAUCAGGACAAGCACCUCGUAAUGGUAGAGGCCAGGUUCUAAGUCAAGUCGGACUGGUGCUUGCCAUUAUCAUGGGGUAGUGCCCCUCACUGUGUUGCUUCCACUGGUUCUUUGAGCCUAUGAACUUUCGGGGUUUUUUUAAGGGAGAAUUAGGGUCAUCCGACGUCUGGCAGAGAGACGCUCGCCUCCGGGUCAGAGAGCAGCGCGAGUGCGCGCUCACGGCGCCUGCAGCCUCGUGCCCGGGCGCUGGCCGGCGCCGGGGAGUGAGAGGGAGGUGCCGACUGCAGGGAGGAGGGGCCGGCGCCUACCAGUCCCAGCAUUCCGCGGGCGCCUGCCCUCCCCUCGGAGGUCGCCGUCACGUGGGCUGGGACGGGGACGACGUUCUGUUCUGCCGCGUCGGAGGGGUGCAGCCCGGCGUUGGGGAGCAGAAAGGACCCUCGAAGGGCUCUCCUGACGUUGACAGUCGACGAUUUAAAGCCCCGCUAGAAUUUUCACCGUAUAUAUGCUUUGUUUCUUGGGUCCCAGAGAAGCAUGAGCCUGGUGGGGCUUGGGACAAGAAGAAAACAAGACACCUUCGAGAAAAGCCAGACACUAAGAGAAAAGGAUCCCAACGUCUGAAGAGACAGAGCGCAAACAUGACCGACACAGGUCUCAGGGAUCUUCCGGAGGACCCUCAAAAGGAUUUGGAAAAUGAUUCACCAAUAAAUACUCAGGCACAAGACACUACAGUCCCAGCAAGGACCACUGAAGAAGCUCAGACCCCAGACCCUGCCUCUGGUCUUAACCAAGACCAUCAAGAGAUAGAAUCACUUGGCCCAGGAAGUACAGAUGCAGAUGAUCAAUCAGAAAGUCCCGCUGAAACAAAUUAUGGGAAAUAUCCAAAGGAUGCAGAAAGUGAGAACAGCCCGAGUUUGCCGGAUGGAGAACAAGGGCAUCAGUUCCCUCCAGAAAGUCCAGCUGAAGACUCCUUGGAUCCAGAACCCCCAGAACCCAACUGUUCUCCAAGUGACAUGGUCGAAAGAACAGAUGCCCCCUUGGUGAGCAGCUCCGCAGCCCUCCCUGAGGACAUAGGCAGCAGACCCCAAGCUUCACAGGAGCCUCCUGUUGUUGACCUUCAGGAUGCCCCGUGUCCUGGUCAUUCCAGUGCGAGGCUGGACACCCCGAGCCAGGACACGCUGAGGAAGCGACUGUUGGCUCCAGAGGCUGAGAGACACCAACAGGAAACACAAAAAUUGGAAGAAAACAAAGAGAAUGCACAGGAUACCAUAAGAAAGAUUAAUAAAAAGGAUUUUUUGAGCUACGGUGAGAAUAAAACUGGCUCCAUCUUUCUUGGCUUCUUGGUUCUGACUCUUGUUUUGCUAAGUUCAGUUCAUAGCUACUAUUCCUCUCCAGCCCAGCAAGUGCCCCCAAAUCCAGCUUUGGAGGCCUUCUUGGUUCAUUUCAGCCAACUGAAGGCCAAGUUUCCGGGCCAGAGUUCCUUUUUGUGGCAGAGAGGACGGAAGUUUCUCCAGAAGCACCUCAAUGCUUCGAACCCCACCGAGCCAGCCACCCUCAUAUUCACAGCAGCUCGAGAGGGAAAAGAGACCCUGAAGUGCCUGAGCCACCACGUCGCAGAUGCCUACACAGCCUUCCAGAAAGUCUCGGCCAUUCAGAUCGACGGGGCUGGAAGAACCUGGCAGGACAGUGAUGCGGUGAAGCAGUCGGUGGACCUGGAGCUGAGCUCGGCGUUCGAGAAGGGCAGGAAGGCUGCUGUGGUACAUCGCUUUGAGUCCCUCCCUGCAGGCUCCACCCUGAUCUUCUACAAGUACUGCGACCACGAGAACGCCGCCUUUAAAGACGUGGCCCUGGUCCUGACCGUCCUGCUGGAGGAGGAAACGCUGGAAGCAAGUGUCGGCCCAAGGGAAACGGAAGAGAAAGUGCGCGAUCUCCUCUGGGAGAGGUUUACCAACGCUCACACCCCCCGGUCCUUCAACCACAUGGAUUCCGACAAACUGAGCGGGCUCUGGAGCCGGAUUUCCCACCUGGUGCUGCCCGUCCAGCCCGUGAGGAGCAUCGAAGAACACGGCUGCUUUCUCUAAGCCACGCACAGAGCUGCUUGUGGGAGGCGUGGGGUUAUUAAAGAAGGCAGUUGAAAAGGCUUCUGUUUACGUGGAAGGAGGUUGCUGAAUGCGAGGAAAUAGCCUGGAAGGCACAAAUGAGCUGAUUUUCGAAAUUGGCAUUUUUUUUUUUUUUUUAACGUUUUGUACAAUCCUUCUGAUCUACGCUUGACAAAGCUAAAAGUUGAUCUGACCUUUUUCCCUUGCCUUUCGAGCACAUCAGGAAUGUAAAACUGAGAAGUAUUUUCUUAAUCCAAAAAUAGGGCAACAGAAUCCAUGCAUGGGCAGAUGAUCGUCCCCGAAUACCUACAGGGGAUUUUUGUUUUCUUGAGAGUCUGAGGAGCCCUUUGGAUCGUAUUUGGGCUCGCAGUAAAGCAAUUAGUUACAAAGCAGUGAAAUUUUAAAAAAAAAAUUUCUAUCACAUGUUAAAUAUUUUUAAAACUGAUUUUAAUAACCUAGGUGUGGGAUUAUAGCACACACAUCUUUGCACUUUUGAAUAGUAUGAAAAAGGAAAUAAGCAUCCACACACUUAUUUACCGAAGUACUGUGUGUGAGGCACUAGCUCUGUUUUUCUCCCGUCAAAUGAGCGCCGAGGUAAAAGCAGCUGAACUCGAGAAACGUUCUUAGAAAUUGGAAACAGUAGUCACUGCAAAUGAAGAAAUUCCAGUUGGCUGUAUCUCUGCUUCAGCUUUCUUGAAUGAUUGAGAGCAGUGAUUUUCCAUCUGUUUGCAGACACCCCUCCCUUCUGGAUCAAAGCAGUUCUGCUUUUGCCCCUUUUCUAUAUUGAGACCCUCCCUAAGAUUUAAUUGGAAUAAAGAGUUCCACUGAUGAAGCUCAAAAAUCAUUGAUUAAGUGAAAAAACAUCUUAGAACAUAGGAAAUGGUUAAAAAAAUGAAUAUAUUAAAACUCGUGAGUAGGAAGAGAAUGAAAUACAGGUUUAUCUUAGAAACCGGUUUAUCUUAGAAACGUGCAGUUUUUGAAAGAUCAAGACCUACAGAUGAAAAGCGAGAAUGAAUAAACUAAUAUUUACUAGCAUAUUUCUAUGCUUUUUAAAGUUUGUUUCUGUUUCCCUCGAAUGAAAUUUUAUAAUUGUGUAAGAUGGGAGUUUCAGUGCCCUUUAAGCAGAACAGAUUUUAAUAACCAAUUGAUGGAGUUCCUUGGUGGUCUAGGGGUUAGGAUUUUAUGCUUUCACCACUGUGGCCUGGGUUCAGUCCCUAGUCUGGGAACUGAGAUCCCACAUCAAGCCACUGCGCUGCACCAAAAAAAAAAAAAAAAAUCACCAAUUGCACAGUGGAUUUUUAUAUGGGUAUGUCAGCAUCGCUUUCCCGCACUGUCUACUUGUUACGCAAUGAUGGAACAUUGCAUAGUGCAGCUCAUUUCUUUACCACCUAGUACCAUUGGGUUAACAAUUAGAAAAAUGCAAGAUACGUUAUACUUAGAAAUGAAAGAAAGAAUCUGAGAUUUAAACAGCCCACCUUAAUUGUUAGACUGUGUUCUGUGACUGUCAGAAAGCUUGAGAGCAGUGUUUAUGGAGACAGUGAUUGUUGAUUUGCAUUUCAACUCUGAAAGCAGAGCUUUAAUAAUAUGAUCUUGACCUAGUAAAGGAUCUGUCCCCAUGACACUGCUUACACAGAACCAUCACCAUGAACUUGGAAUAUUUCGGCUAGGUUUUGGCCUCUCUGCUGCUAGGAGAGCAGUGUGUGUGUGUGCGUGUGUGUGUGUGUGUGUACAGACACACACCCUUAAGUCAUGUGAUUAAAGUAUGGAAGGGUUUUCGGAAACAGUAAGAAAAUAUAGGGUCCUUAUUGACACCUAAACAGAGACCAUAAAGGCAUGGGGGAAGAAUCUAUUUGAAAAUGUCACAGGAAAAAUACUUUGAGACUUUGUGAAAUUGAGGAGACCCCCUUCCUGAACAAAAAGUUAAAGCCCAGUGAGUAUCCCGUCACUGCCAAUCCAAUAUAAAAUCAGUGGCAACUGAAGAAAAAUCUAUAUACCCUAUUAGGUUUUGUUUUGUUUUUUUGGCAUUUCUAGAUCUCAGAUGCCAGCAUUACAUCACACAAAACCAGUGGUGCCUUGUAGGAUGCUAUGUUGGCCUGCUGACCUGUGCUACCUCAGAUCUAUAAAGAACCAGCGUGGAAUGUACACAUCUCAUCUGUCAAUGACUUAGGUCACAGCUGAGACAAAGAUGUCUUCAUUUAGUUGAAUAUAGUUUUUCAUCAGUUCCAUUCAGCAUAAUUUAGAAAAACAUUUUCAAAAUCGCACCUUUUUUUUUUCCUGUUUGGCCGUUGUUAAAAAACACUUCUCCUUCCAUGUAUACGUGCAAUCCGCAGAAACUGUUGUCAGCUUUCUGUCCACUAUUUCAAAACUCAUUUUUAAAGGAAGUAGCAUAUUAGCUCUGGGUCUUAUUAUCAUGAAUAAAAUGAUUAUUGUAAAAGCAUAGAACUUUAUAUUUUUAAAUGUACAAAUAAAAUCUAUUAUCUAAUGUACUCUUAAUUUCUUUUCUCUUCAAUUCUAUCUCUUUUAAAAAAUUUUUUUCAAUUUUCAAGUUUCCAAAUUUUCGUUCAUGUAUCUGGUAGUUCAUCUUUCGUUAGUUUGCUUGUUUGAGAAAGCCUGCUGACUUGUGGGCAUAUGAUACCACAUAGGAUACCCAAAUGUUACCUAGGCUAGGGGUCAAUUUGGAGCUAUAGCCGCCAGCCUACACCACAGCCACAGCAAUGUGGGAUCUGAGCUGUGUCUGUGACCUAAACUGCAGCUCCCAGCCAUGCCGGAUCCUUAACCCACUGAGUGAAGCCAGGGAUCGAACUCUUAUCCUCAUGGAUACUAGUUGGAUUUGUUUCUGCUGUGCCACAAUCGGAACUCCAGAACAACUCUUGUUACAUUAUAUAUUAAUGUAAAUAUCACUUUUUAAGUGAUACCAGAAUUCUAGAAGCAACUGGUAGAAUUAUAAACUGUCUCUCGACUUGAGUUUUUUCCCCCAGUGGGGUAAAUUUUAGGUUUCCCAGUUCCCAAGGGUUGGCAGAGAAGUUCCAGGGAGUCAUAUAACUAAAGGUAGCAAUGCUUUUUAUUCUAUUUCUGUUUUUUAAACCCAUGAGAGAAUUUCAAUAUACUUCAUUUGAAAACAGUCAAGCUUCAUGGUGAGUAAGGCUCGGCUGGCCUGCGACCUGCCAUCUUCCAGCCAGUGACCCAGCUGAACAGUGUUCGCCGCUGAGAUGGUUUCGACCCUUUCAGUUUUUUAUUGUUUGAUUUGCACUUUGUUUAAUGUGCAAUGAUGUUAAAAUAUAACCAACAAACUCCGCGUGUUAAAUGGUAGCAAUUCAACAAGAUGAUCCUCACCAGGGCUCUAUUUCCACGUAUCUGACCACAGUUUUUAUGCAGCAUUGUCAGGGGUAAAGUACUUCAAAAACAAAUUGAAGAUAUAAUGAAUCAUAACUUUAUUUAAAUUACUUAAAUGAUAACUUUCAUUAGAUGAUUAAAGUUAUCAUUUCAUGGCAAUCAAGUUUAUAUCCUUACACAGUUUAUUUGUAAGAGAAGUACUUUCUGAUAGGAAUAUACCUUUUUUCUUUUAUCAUCGGAAAAUAAAAUAUAGCCCUUAUAAAAAAUAAACCAAUCCUCAUUGUGAAGCCUUCAAUGUAUCAUUUUAUAAAAGCAGUUUUUAAUCUCUUUUUCAAAUUAUAAUUAGUUAAGUAUUAAUCUUCAUUUUAAUAUUUGGUUCACCAAUCCGAGCCUACUAUAUUUCACUUUGAAAUGUAUUUGUUGAAAAGUCAUAGUGGUUUUCCUUUUUGUUGUUGUUGUUUUUUCAAAAUUAUAAAGUACCUUGAACACUAUGUAUCACUUAUUUAAUGGGAAUGUUGAUAACAUAAGGGAAUGAUUACUUUAAAAUAUUUGCUGAGAGUGUUUAUGAGAUUAUAAAAUACUUAGGCUUAUGAGUCACAUGGGAAAUACUCAUUAUGAAUAGUAAUAUAUUUGCAAAGAAGAUGUUACCAAUUCUAGAGAGAAGUUUUUCCAGAUGACUUUAAAAUAUGCCUUAUUUCUACUGGGUUAAGUUUUAGGUGUUAGGUUGUGAAGGAGCUGAUGGUGUGGGCCCUAAAUUUGCCUCAUUCAGACUGAGACUGGACUACUGAAAUUCAUUUCCAACUACUCUACUGCCUGAUCAGUUCUGUAUACGGCAGUGCUUUUCAACUUGUUUUUAAAUAUAUAUGUAUCAACUAGUUAAGAACACUAACCUUAUCCUAGCAGCCUGAGAGCACAGCCAGCAUACCCCAGGUCUGUAAAUAAUCUCUAAACAUAUAAAUACUUUAGUCUUCAGUGCCUUUCCUUCCAGUACUACAUGCUGUGUUUAUUUCAGCUUGUUUUCAAAUUUUUCUUUGAAAAUCCAUAGCUUGGUUCCUGUACUGGGAAUGAUCUCCCAUUUUUCCUCAUUGAGGCUUAUAAACGAAAUUUGCCCUUGGUUAAUAGCAGAACCAAAAAGAACAUUUUGGACUUGGGAAGCAGCAGGCUGAGUAGGUAGGAUAGAGCUGGCAAGAAGCUAUGAUUCUUGCCACAAUAGCUCACAGCCAUUACAGCCUCCCUCUCUCUGUGCUCCCACUAACUCAGCAUUCUCAUCCCAGAGCUCUAGGCAGCUGCUACACGUUGAUCAGAUUACAAGAGAUGUAAGUCUUUUUGCCAUCCCUGUCAUGAAAGAAGUAGGACACCGACUUUCCAAUAAUGCAUCUGCUCUUUUUUUUUUUUCUACUUAAAAAAUAAAUGGGCUUUGCCAGUAUUCAUGUCAAAAUUCUUGGCCUUCCCCUUCUUAUGUAACCAUGAUUGCUUUCGCAUUUGUUUCUUAUAGAUGUUGAAGGAUGUGCCUUAUUCAAAUCAGACGUCUGGUUUUACCAAAAAUAAAUCUUAAUUUUUCUCA
Molecule: messenger RNA, 9152 nt
Organism: Sus scrofa (pig)
Lineage: Eukaryota; Metazoa; Chordata; Mammalia; Artiodactyla; Suidae
Gene: TOR1AIP2
Product: torsin 1A interacting protein 2
Biological process (GO): endoplasmic reticulum organization; membrane organization
Cellular component (GO): membrane; endoplasmic reticulum
Molecular function (GO): ATPase activator activity
Source: RefSeq, a predicted model, not a curated record